AUGUCUGGGAGUGUGCACGCUCGCUUAAAGGUUUCAGGUUUCUUUGUGCCACCCAACGCGGUUUCCAUCCUCAGUGGCCUCAAUGAAGGGCUUUUCGCUUGGCUGACUAUCAACUUUCUCACCCAUCGUCUCUUGAAAGUUCCUGCGGCAACCUCAUCUAGCUAUGCUUCACCUAUUAAUUCCGUAUAUCCUAUCUUGAGGACCUCACCUGUGCACCAAUACCAACCUCACUCUUACCCUUCUUAUUUGAACGAUGAAUCUGGUAAUCCUGCAGAGGAACACUCGCGCGCUGCCCCGGCAGCUAAGUCCAAAACAUUCUUGACUUUCGACCUUGGUGGUCGAUCAUUACAGGUCACCUUUAUGCCUGUCCGUAAAGAGACACUGGAAAAUGCACCAAACGGGUUCAUGACAACAACGACUGCCCCGGAGGAUAAACUGACCCUCGGAAAAGGAGAUAACUUCAAUCAUAGCGUGAGCAUAAACCACUUCCGCAAUUACUGUCAAAGUUUUACCCCAGACAGCUUUUUACCAUUUCGUUUAUAG
This is a messenger RNA of Protopolystoma xenopodis, 543 nucleotides long. The record is from the annotation of a GenBank genome assembly. NCBI's taxonomy places the organism in Eukaryota, Metazoa, Platyhelminthes, Monogenea, Polystomatidea, Polystomatidae.